Molecule: messenger RNA, 1728 nt
Organism: Pseudocercospora fijiensis CIRAD86
Lineage: Eukaryota; Fungi; Ascomycota; Dothideomycetes; Mycosphaerellales; Mycosphaerellaceae
Exons: 2
Coding region: 1-1728 (575 amino acids)
Molecular function (GO): oxidoreductase activity
Source: RefSeq, a predicted model, not a curated record
AUGGAGGGUGCGAAGAGGAAGAAGGUGCUGGUAGUGGGUGCGGGAGCUGCAGGAAUGUCGUGUGCACAUCAUCUCUCAGAACAUCCAGACAAGUUCGACGUAACGAUUGUAGACGCUGUCGACUAUUGCGGAGGCCAAGCAUACUCGAUACCACUGGACAAGCAAAAGACGGGAGCAUCAUGGCUCAACCAGGGCGUUCAGGGCGGCUCAUACAUCUUUCACCACACCAUGACCAUGUUCGCGAGAAAUGGCUUCUGGGCAGAUCCAGUCAAGCUUCAGGUAUCUUUCGGAAAAGGCGAGCAGUUCUGGACAAACGUAUACCCCACGAAAAUGCUGGAAAAGCAUUCGGCAGAAGUCGUUCGCUUCUUCAGAAUGCUGAAGAUUGUCAGAAUGUUUGAGAUCUUCUUCGCAUUAAUGCCGAUCAAGAUCUUGAUCAAGCUCUUCCGCUUUUCAGCCGAGUUCGCCAACGUGGUAGCUCUGCCUAUGGUGGCUCUCUUCUUGGGUACUGGAAACUGGACGCCAGAAGUGCCUUCUAUGAUUCUGGAGAGACUUAGCACGAGUCCGACGUAUGGAAUGUGGUAUCCUCCGGACAAGAAUAGCGUGGCGUCCAAUCUGCCGCCUAUGGUGGUAUUCCCGAACCUAAGCGACUUUUACGAUACCUGGCGCAAGAAUCUCAUCAAGCGAGGCGUCAACGUACGACUUUCCACAGAGGUGACUCGUGUCACGAAGCGCGACAAGACAGGUGUCACCGUCAAGAUCAUUGGCCGGACAAGGGCUCCGGAUGGGCACAACCCGAACUCUGCUUGGGUGCCAGACGACGUUGAAGGCUCGAAAGCUGAUGCCGAUGCUGUCGAGACAACUGAGGAAUACGACGAGAUUGUCCUUUGUGUUCUUGCCGACACAGCCAAGCGCAUUCUUGCUGCAACGGCGACUGGAUCUGAGAAGCGUGUUCUUGGAGCUGCCAAGUUCGCCAACGAUAUCACUGUCACACACCAAGACCACGAAUACAUGAAACGACAUUACGAGAACUUUUAUGAACCAUCUCUGGCUGUCAAUGGCAUCAAUGGCCAGGACAUGCAAUCACGGAAUGAAUGGGCCAAGGAUAACUUCAAGGCCAUGUACCUGAUCCGAAUGUACCCUCAGGACCUGACAAAGAUCGAAAUGUGCUUCGAUUGCACAAACUACCAGGCUCAAUUCCCACCCGAAGUACCUUUCGAGAACCAUGUCUUCCAGACCAUCUUCCUUAACAACGAAAGAGACAGUCACUUAUGGACGAGAGAUGAGAUCAAGAAGGACAAGAUCAUACGAGAAGACUGGUGGCAUCAGCUCUGCCACUCCUAUGCACAUUACAUCAAAGUCGUUCCUUGGUUAUGGAUGCUCCAGGGCAAGCGCUAUACUCGCUAUGCAUCCUCAUGGACUCUUGUCAACGCACAUGAGGUAGCCUGCAUAUCUGGUAUCUCUGCGGCCGUGGAUCUUGGUGCUGACUACCCUGCCGACCUCGAGCGCGAUAAGUGGUCAUUCCUUGCUUUCAGACUUUAUAACCUGCUCAUCUACGGCAAGUGGGUCAAGAGAAAGGCGACUGCGAAGUCCAGGGAGGGCGAGGGUGCGGAGUGGGCUACAGGUAAUGAGUAUGGAAGUAUAUACAACGGGCCUGGUGUCAAUGCGAAGACGGAGAGGCUGAUAUGGAAGAAUGAGGUGGCUGCUGAUAGAAGUUUGGAGAACUUCUAA